Messenger RNA from Haemonchus placei, 249 nucleotides. The record is from the annotation of a GenBank genome assembly. Lineage: Eukaryota; Metazoa; Nematoda; Chromadorea; Rhabditida; Trichostrongylidae.
GACGUAUUGAGGUAUAUCACUUUUCGAUUUGUACAGCCCAGUGAUUACCAAGCAGAAUUUCUGCCAAUUUGUUGGGAUAAGACCAGUUUCAGCAUCAGCUCCACGGACUCUCUGUGAUGCCAUUUGCUGAUCGUACGAACUUUUUGUGGCAUGACCACCACUCGCGGUCACUGAUGUCUGACUCGGCUUUCUGACGGAUCUAUAAGCAUCAGAUAUUCGGUCAGAAUAGGAUCUCUUGAUGGAUGCUAG